AUGGCGGAAAACGGUCAUGAGCCAACAAUCAAGGACGUCAUGAACUUUAUGAGAACCAUGGAUAACAGGUUAGCGGCUCUUGAUGUCAAAUUAAAUGCAAUAGAUUCAUUAGAGAAGAAAGUGUGCGAGUUCGAGAAAGAACUUAAGAAAAUAUGGGUUGCUCUUGAAGAUAGGGUGAAGCGUACAGACGCGCGCGUGUUGGCGCUUGAGGAAAAGGUGGAGUUGGUUGAUGUUGGGGCAACGAUAGUGGCAGACAGGCUAGUUCAGUUAGAAAAGGAGCGUAACGAGCUCCGGGAUGACUUUGUUUAUUUGAAAUCGCAGUCAAUACGUAAUAACUUAGUGUUUAUGAAUAUCCCGGAAGACAACUCAACAGGAAAUGAGCCGCCCGAAGUCACAGAGCGGAAGCUCCGCGUUCACAUAGAAGAAACACUUAAGGUCGCCAAAGAAACCGCUGACACCAUACGUUUCGAGCGUGUACACCGCGCGCCAGGAUAUUCGGUUCACGGCAAAGUGCGAAAUAUAGUCGCAAAAUUUACCUUCUUCAGGGACAGGGAACUAGUGAGGAAACAAUGGAAACACCUUACAGGUACAAACUACCAAAUGCACGAGCAGUUUCCACCGGAAGUGGUAGAGAAGCGGCGCAAACUGGUUCCCCAGAUGAAAGAUGCCAAAAAGGAAGGUAAACGUGCGUGGAUCGCAUACGAUACGUUGUAUGUCGACGGCAAUCCGGUACGUCCCUAG
Molecule: messenger RNA, 741 nt
Organism: Dreissena polymorpha
Lineage: Eukaryota; Metazoa; Mollusca; Bivalvia; Myida; Dreissenidae
Exons: 1
Coding region: 1-741 (246 amino acids)
Source: RefSeq, a predicted model, not a curated record